CGCCGCUUCAUCAAUUAUUAUCGUCACCGUCAUCACAUCGCGCCAGCCACUCCAGUAAGCAGCGGGCGAUACGAAGAAAUAAAAGCGAUCGAUCAUUUGAUGACGAAAAGAUCACUGGUGGAGAACAAUUUACAUACACUGUGCUAUUACCAUCUUCCAACGCUCUAUCAUACGGAACGAAGCUGAGCAACGACGCAUCAUGUUCGCUCCAAGCGAUCAACAGAUCACCGACCCAAUCCAAGUUAUCGGGCCUUCACUGUUACUUCAGGUUUUCUACUCUCUUCCGCUUCGAGAUCUUCUCAACUGCUCUCUUGUUAGCACGACUUGGUAUACUCUCAUUGACAAUCAUUCCACAUCCAUCUUUCGGGAUCUCGCAUCUGAUAUUGUGUCCGACAAAAGACGCCUUCAGUUUCUCAAAUCUUUAGGACAAGAUGAAGUAAGAGAUCCCACAUUAUAUAAUGCUAGCUUCAUUAGGGCCGGUACACUUGGAUCCGAUAAAAAGAUAAGCUGGAGAGGAAUUUGCAGAGAUGCUGUGGUGACGGAAAGAAAUUGGAAAUAUGGGCGGGCUAAGCCAGGGUGGUUGACACCGGGACGUAAUACUGUAUGGAGGAUGAAAGUAGAUCCCGAAGAGAAUGUUCUCUACACUGUUAGUAGGCUAGACGGCAUUCAGUGUUCCUCAGCAGACGUGGAAGGUAAUUCUAACCUGCUUUUUGAAUACACCGACGUUGCCCCGUACUCCCAUAUGGAGUUCGUUAGUGGUUUCGUUGUCUUCAACAUAGGACUUGCCAACGCGCUCGAAGUCCACAUCACCCCCUCUGCCAUGCGUCGUCUUACGCCAGAACAAAGACAAGCCAUUCCCCCGCCUUCAAUUUCGGAGACGUACGGUUCAGAUUACUCGUUCACUCAGGAAGAUGAUGAUGCGUAUAGAAGCACCCAGGCAUCCACAGAUAUUCCGUAUAGGGGUCAUUUGACAUACUACAAGACCCUUCGUCCUGCGACAGAGUGCUGGGCCUUCAGAGCUCGAAUGGAUAACGAGGGCCAGGAGGGAGAGAGACCAGUAUUAGGUACCGCAGGGAGGGAAGCAAUAUAUCUUUUCGGUCUGGCCGACGAUAGGGUUGAGACUAUUCGAAUUAGACAUCAACAUGUCGAUCGGGACAUCAGUUAUAUUGAGUUUGAUGACCACUACGUCUUCAUCUGCGGUCCAGUGGCAAUGCACGUCUACUCCCGCCAGACUAAGCAACUGCUCAACUCCUUCCCCACUUCGUAUCUCCGCGACCUUGACGCUCAAGUCCAAGCGGUGUACGAGCUGUCUGAGAGUAAUGAAAUCCAACGCCUCCCUUCCGCGUUUGAAGGGGCUACAAGGGUCUCAGAAAUUGUGGUGAAAGGGCUUUGGAGGCAAGACUCUGCUUUUGAGAAUGCCGAGAGGCUCAUCAGUGAAAGGAUGUUACUUGCAAAUGGUGGAUUCUCGGCUUGCCAUUUUACUUCCAGUGACUUGUUUUGCGCCAAUAAGUAUAGUGUUCUCUUCGUGGUGAGAGACUACAAAUCAGUGUUCUCCAUUGUAGAUAAAAGGGAACGGAGCGAAGCAUUAUCGCGGAAUUUGCUAGCCAUUAGGUUCAAGAGCCCAAUCAACCAGCUCUAUACUAAUGGAGAACGGGUGGUGUUCAAUACAACGUCUGAGGUUUACCUCCUCGACGCCUCAUCCUUACCUCCACCGCCUUACAAUUUGUCAUCGUCCUAUUUCGCUGACGGAGUCUGGCCCAGCAUACGCAUUCUCUCUCUUCUUGACGUCCAUACCAAUGGGCUAAAGCAUUCAUCCUGUCUUCAAAUGGACGGCACAAAGAUCUACUUGGUAUAUUGGGCCCUGGGUGAGCAAGAUGGCGGCGGAAUUGUGUACGACGACGGUCAAGCGCAUUUACCACCAGCGCACGCGACAGCAGAUUUUGGAAUGUGUAUCAAAACUUGGGAUUUCGGCCAUGUUGAUUAUUAACAAUUCUUGUAAUAUCAAAUGAACAUGCAGACUGACAGUUAACUAAAUGAUCCUUGAGAUUCGAAGCCUGUUUUUUCGUUGGCAACAUCCCAAUCGAGACUCCAAAAUUUGAUUGCAAAGCAUCCUACUGGUCAGAUCUGAAAUGGGUAAAUGCCAUUGGUUUUUUCACGGCUAUUGCAAUGCAAGUCUUCUUUUAUAAUAGUGACCUCCUGACGGAAAAUCCUAGUCUUGCUCAAACCGAAU
Messenger RNA from Cryptococcus deneoformans JEC21, 2230 nucleotides. RefSeq lists its product as hypothetical. Lineage: Eukaryota; Fungi; Basidiomycota; Tremellomycetes; Tremellales; Cryptococcaceae. The coding region runs from base 200 to 1987 and encodes 595 amino acids. The record is from RefSeq and is a predicted model, not a curated record. Gene Ontology annotation, molecular function: protein binding. The transcript is spliced from 6 exons.